UACCUGAGAGCCUGUUGCUACAAACGCUGAAAGGUUGUACCUGUAAAGUAUGGGCAUCCCGAGCGGUGUUGUACAACUCGGAGAGACGGUACCGGCCUGCGUGAUUGCACGACUUUACGCUGCUUCGUAACACACAGUAGCCGUAUUGUGGUGUUUUAGGUUGUGUUGUGCCUUGUAGGUGUAGUAUGAGCGGAGUGUGAGUGAACGUGCCUGCAGCUGGCGGGUUGUCAGGACAUGGAUGCCACAAGGGACAAGAUACCGAAGCAGGCGGAGGAUGAGCCGGGACGAGGAUGGGACAGUCAGUCUACAGACACCCGCUCAUCAUCCUACACCGACUGCAGCAGCUGCUGCUCCAGUGAUCUCGAGCCUGAAUGGUUGGACAGUGUACAGAAGAAUGGGGAGCUCUUCUACCUUGAACUGAGCGAAGGAGAAGAAGAGACCCUUCUACCUCCCAAUCCUCUAGAGUCUCCUACGGGUAACCAUGUCAGGUUUUGUGAAAAUGAAGCAGAGGUUAUCGCAGAGGAUAUGCUUAAAGAUAAAAAGAAAGCUGAGCCACGUUUCAAAACACUCGCAAAAAUGCUAAAGAAGAAGGACAGCGGCAAAAAAGCUACAGCGAGAUGUAAUGGUCAAACAGGACCAACCUCUAUCCUCAAGCAUCAUUCCAAUCAUAAGACAGGGUUGAUGGUGCAUCAUCAGUACAAGGAUACCUGGCUGUAUGUGAAUCCAAACCAUAUAUUUGAAAAGGGACCAGAGGAGGAACUCUGUCUGCUGGAGGGGCUUAUUGGCAUUAUUCACCAGCCACCACGGAACAGUAACAGAGUAGACAAGCAAGGCAACCAAGAUGCAACCCAGAGAAGGCCUAUACAUGAAAAAAUUGUUGUUCAUGGCUUUGUCCAAGGUAGCCCUGCAAUGAGGAAUGGUCGGAUCCUAAUUGGUGAUGCCUUAGUCGCUGUUAAUGAUGUGGAAGUUCACACUGAAAAUAUUGAGAGAGUUUUAUCUUGCAUCCCUGGCCCAAUGCAGGUGAAGCUGACAUUUGAAACCCCUGCUUUUGAUGCACAAGCCCUCCAACAACAAACUUGCACAGCAGCCCCUAUGAGUAAUUUGACAAAGCUCAUCUGGGGAGAAGAGUACGUAAACCACCAGCACGUCUUACAAGGGAUGCCUCAUAUCGUCAUGUACCUCACGUUGCAUUUAGACUCUGAUUCAUCCAAAGAAGAGCAAGAAAUUCUCUACCAGUAUCCCGUGUCAGAAGCCUCACAGAAACUUAAAAGCGUUCGUGGAUUAUUCCUUACCCUAAGUGAUAUGCUGCAGAAUGUGACAGCUGCACGUAUCGUGAGCUCCUCCCUUAUAUUGGAUGGUCAGCUGGUUCACGUAUCGUACUGGAAAGAGUCCGAUAAGUUAUUGGUUGUUGGCGUUCCCGCAGAGAGAAUCCCUCUCUUAUACUUGAAGAACAUGACCGUUGAUAUUGUUAGAACUUUAAAGAUUAUGUUUAGCACGUUGGACAGGGCCUUCUGUCAAACUGAAAACACACCUCGCCUCGAUCAUUUCUUCAGCCUGUUCUUUCAGCGGGUGGCCAGGCUGUCUACGUUAAGCUCAAACGCAGACCAUGGGGCUCGGUUCUAUGAGGCCUGCAGUUCACUAACUGUCGACAGCGUUCCAGGAGUAAGGUGGCUGUCGUUACCCGAGGACGUUAAGGUGGAGAUUGAUACGGUGCUGAGUGAUUUGGAAGCCCUCGAUUUUGCAGAGUUGUCCGAAGACUACUAUGAGAUGAGACGGCUUUAUAUGAUCUUGGGGACGUGUUUGUUCUAUAAGGGUUACCUUUUGUCUAACCAUUUACCAAAAGAUGACCUCAUUGACAUUGUCCUGUAUUGCCGGCAUUACUGUCUCCUGCCGUUAUCGUCCGAGAGAAUUGGCCAAGUGGUUGUAUGGAGAGAAGUGUAUCCGAACCAUCACUUGGGCAGAUGUGGCUCUCCUAUGGCUGAGGAGUACAGUGAGCCUGAGGCUAGGUACUUCCUCCUCAUCGUGGGCUUGAAACACUUCAUGUUGUGUACCCUGCUAGAAGCUGGUGGUUGCACAUCGAAAGCCAUUGGGAAUCCAAGCCCUGACUACAUAUAUGUGGACCAAGUAAAAGCAACUCUUCUUCAACUAGAAACAUUAGAUGUUGGCAUAGAAGAGAGGCUGAAUGCUGCCCCCACUCCGUGCCUGUCAUGCGCUGACUGGUUUCUUCCCUCAUCACGGGACAGGUUUAACAGUUUCUCUAAUUCUGUUGUGCCUCCAAAAAAGGCAACCUCGCCAGGUAGUAAAAAGGGCUUAUUUGCAGAAACUGCCUCCUCUCUAAGGAUGCGUAGACAGAGCCCUACCAGGAGUAGUGGAGGUUCUGACAAUGGCAAUGAAGGCACGAGGGACUGUGCAGGAAUUGGGGGCCAAUCUACACCAGAUAUGACCAGAAAAUUUGGAAGGCGGGAGUCCCAAGGUUCAGGCGGCUCAGAUGGAAGUGGAGGAAGUGGCUCUUUGUUCAAGAUUAACAAGAAGAAAUCUUCCCUUCCCAACCCAUUCAAUUUGGGAAGCCUGAGAAAGAACCUUUCAGAGAGAGAAACAGAAGAUCUUUAUGACACUGUAAAGUUAACCUCUGGCCCUGAAAAUACCCUUUUUCAUUACCUGUACCUGGAGAGUUUGUAUGGAAUCUUCAUCUCCCCUACUCACAGAGACGUGGAACAGCUUGGCGGCUCGAUUCAUCCGCAGGUGAUCAAGAACUUUCAUCGUUGCUGUCUGUCAAUUCGCUCAGUAUUUCAAGAAAUUCUAAAUGAAGAGAAAUCUAACAUUUCUGAUUCCAAAACCUGCGCUGACUUUGUGGGGCUUGGUCCAGUUAAGGAGCAUGGGGUCUUAUUUGAAUGCUGUCCUGAAAACUGGACAGACCAGAGGAAAUCAGCACCAACAAUGUCUUAUUGGGUGAUAGGGAGACUUUUCUUGCACCCCCAGCCUCAGGAGCUCUAUGUCUGCUUCCAUGACUCUGUUACCGAGAUUGCAGUUGAACUGGCCUUUAAGUUGUCCUUUGGGCUGCCUCUCUAGCAUGUUCAGCCUGCUGGUCUUCAAAGACACCUCAUCCUCUCUCCAGAGAUCCAACAGAAUGCACAGACUUUGCACUGUUAUACCUGCACUUAUCAUAAAUGUAUUUUGUUUUUAUUAUUUUUCUCCUUUCAGUUUGCCUUUUUUUCUACUGCAACAUUUUGCU
Molecule: messenger RNA, 3232 nt
Organism: Spea bombifrons (plains spadefoot toad)
Lineage: Eukaryota; Metazoa; Chordata; Amphibia; Anura; Pelobatidae
Gene: INTU
Product: inturned planar cell polarity protein
Exons: 16
Coding region: 235-3069 (944 amino acids)
Biological process (GO): cilium assembly; nervous system development; vesicle-mediated transport
Cellular component (GO): cytoplasm; cilium
Molecular function (GO): protein binding
Source: RefSeq, a predicted model, not a curated record